Molecule: messenger RNA, 552 nt
Organism: Paralichthys olivaceus (Japanese flounder)
Lineage: Eukaryota; Metazoa; Chordata; Actinopteri; Pleuronectiformes; Paralichthyidae
Source: RefSeq, a predicted model, not a curated record
AUGUCGUACUCACUGUGUACCUCAUGUCUUUUAUUAUUAUUAAGUAUUUCGUCUCCAGGUCCAGUCCUCUGCUCCGAGGAUGAGACGACUCUGGUGAAAACUCUGUUCACUGGUUACAACAAGGUUGUUCGUCCCGUGAAUCACUUCAGUGAAGCCGUGGUCGUCACCGUGGGGCUGCAGCUAAUACAGCUCAUCAGUGUGGACGAAGUGAACCAGAUUGUGACCAGUAACGUUCGUCUCAAACAGCAAUGGUUAGAUGUGAACCUGAAGUGGAAUCCAGACGAUUACGGAGGCAUCAAAAAGAUCCGAGUACCUUCAACCGACAUAUGGAAACCGGACCUGGUGCUAUACAACAACGCUGACGGUGACUUCGCCAUCAUCCAUGAAACCAAAGUGCUGCUGGAGCACACAGGACUGAUAACGUGGAACCCACCGGCCAUCUUCAAGAGCUACUGUGAGAUCAUCGUCCUCCAUUUCCCCUUCGACCUGCAGAACUGCAGCAUGAAACUGGGAACCUGGACGUAUGAUGGACUGCUGGUCGCCAUCAACCCA